CUUUAUGAACUCUGGUUAUAACCUUUGUGAAAUCAAAUGAGCGUUAACAUUAGAUCAAUACAACAAAAGUAUAGUUUUUGACAUGUGGAAAAUGGCAACAAGCAAAAAUUCUCAUGCUCUAUCUCUGAAUAUAUUGGCAAAAUGUUCCACGUCUAAAGCAAGAGCUUGCGCAAUGACUUUACCACACGCCGUUGUCGACACUCCAGUUUUUAUGCCCGUAGGGACACAAGGAACUUUAAAGGGCCUUGUUCCAGACCAACUCAGAGAAAUGGGCUGUAAAAUUAUGCUUGGAAAUACUUAUCAUUUGGGAAACAGACCAGGUCCAGAGCUGUUAGAAAAAGCUGGCGGCUUACACAACUUUAUGAAGUGGGACAGAGCCUUACUAACAGACAGUGGAGGAUUUCAAAUGGUAUCUCUGCUCAAGCUGGCAGAGAUUACAGAAGAAGGAGUCAAGUUUCAGUCUCCUCAUGAUGGGUCAGAAAUGUUACUAACACCAGAGAGAUCCAUAGAAAUUCAGAAUUCUAUCGGUGCUGAUAUAAUUAUGCAGUUGGAUGAUGUUGUCCAUUCUUCUGUUAGUGGUCCAAGGCUAGAGGAAGCUAUGCACAGAACAAUCAGGUGGUUAGAUCGUUGUAUAAAAGCUCACAGGCGUCCCUCAGAACAAUGUCUCUUCCCUAUAGUUCAAGGUGGAUUGAAUGCAGAACUAAGAAAACAAUGUGCACAUGAACUAGUCAAAAGAGAUGUUGGUGGCUAUGCAAUAGGGGGACUCAGUGGAGGGGAGGAGAAAUCAGAGUUUUGGAGAAUGGUGAAACUAUCAACAGAUUUGUUACCUGAUUGCAAACCUCGUUAUUUAAUGGGGGUUGGCUUUGCCGUAGAUUUGGUUGUGUGUGUUGCUCUAGGCUGUGAUAUGUUUGAUUGUGUUUUUCCUACCCGCACUGCAAGAUUUGGUUGUGCAUUAGUAAAAACUGGUCAGUUGAACUUGAAAAGUAAAAUAUUUGCUAAAGAUUUCCGUCCCAUUGAUAGUGAAUGUCAGUGUUCCACAUGUAAGACAUAUAACAGGGCCUAUCUCCACACACUUGCCAACUCAGAACCAGCAGCUUGUAACAUUAUCACAGUACACAAUGUUGCUUAUCAGUUGAACUUGAUGUCUUCCAUGAGACAAAGUAUAUUUGAAGACAAGUUCCCAGAGUUUGUGCAGCAGUUCUUCACUGAUAUGUUCCCAGAUGGGGAUUAUCCAGACUGGACCCUUCAGGCUCUAGCCAGUGUAAACAUUCACUUGAGAUAACACUAAACCAACUCAAUAAUGUAUACAUAAAUUCAACACAAAUAAAUGAAGUUACCAGUUGCACAAUACAAACUACUUGUAUAUUAACACUAUUUGUAUUUUUGUGAAUGGGGCCAGAUCACUUAGUGCGAAUGAUAAAACUAGUUAAGUCAAACCUCAAAUUGUGAACAUAAUUUGUUCCUGUGUAGUGUAGGUAUUUAAAGCACUGUAAGUCCCUACCAAAAAAAUGUUUUUUUCCCAUGAGUUAAAAAAUGAAAAAUUUAAUGUUUCGAUAACUGAAAAUAUUAAUGUUCAAGUAUAAAUUAAGUAAAUUUAUGUUACUACAAGAACUGAUUUCUAAAUAUAAAAUCUCAACGGGCUAAAUAAAAUACUUUUAUUCUUGUUAAAUGUUAUUGACUGAACUCUUUUAAUUCAACUUAUUAUAGGAAAAUUAUAAUGCUUCUCUUUUGAGAAUUUAAAGACUAUGAGGUCAUGCUUUUGAACAAUUUAAAAAUUAUUUUUUUUCUUUCAUUGACUGUUUUACCUUAAGCAGAAGCACUGUUUUAACCUUGCAAAUGUCGAGGCUAGAAGCCAUAUCAAGCAAAUAUUGUAUGAGUAUUAAGUUGUUAAUAAUAAGAUGUAGCUUUCUUUCCAUAACUGAAUGUUCUCAGUUGUAAUUAAUGUCAUAUUAUGUUUAGUAGAUAAUCCAACAAUUUGCACAUUGCUUGUUUAUUUAGUGACAUUUAUUGCUUGUAAAUUGGUCAAUGAUGUAUUUAAUCACAAACUGAGAUUUUACUGUUGCUUAGUAAGUUUACCAAUGAGAACCAAUUCACAGGCUCUUUUUUUUGUUUUUACUCUCCCCCCCCCCCCCCCCCCAUCUUUUUGUUUUAAGGUCGGUGUAUUUAUUGUUUUCUUAAUAAACACAAAUGUCCUGUACAGACUACCUACAUGUAAAUAUGGUAUAGUUUUGGAUAUUUGUGUUGUGUGUUGAAAGAAAAACAUUUUUAAACCAAUGGAAAGUUGUAUUUUAACAUUUGAUACUGUAUAGGCAGAUAAAGGCUGUAAUAUUUUUAAUGUAAUAUGCAUUUUUAUUUUUUAUUAAAUAGUUUGGGCUCUUUUUGUCAGCAUUUUUAUUCAUAUUUGUUUUUUAUAAAUACAAAUGUUAAUGCACUAGAAGAUGCUAUUUCAAAUAAGAAAAUGUUUAAAACUCUGUGUGUGUUCAAGUGUUAAGCAAAUAGUUGAUAGAAGAACACUGACCUAAAUAAAAGAUCAUUUGGAGAUUUUUAUUCUAAAGGUUCUUUAGUCUGCAAUUUGAAGUUUGUAAACUGAAGUAUUGCCUAGAGCUACUUGUGCUAAUGGAAGUACAGGUAUCCAAAUAGUUUCUGCUUUCUGGGCGAUAGAUUCACUUUUAAUUAAUUUCUUAAAGCUUUUAAAAUCUCCAAUAAACUAAACACUUCA
Biomphalaria glabrata is the source of this 2719-nucleotide messenger RNA. Its product is annotated as queuine tRNA-ribosyltransferase catalytic subunit 1-like. The coding region runs from base 83 to 1282 and encodes 399 amino acids. Gene Ontology annotation, molecular function: tRNA-guanosine(34) queuine transglycosylase activity. Gene Ontology annotation, cellular component: cytosol. The transcript has 9 exons. The record is from RefSeq and is a predicted model, not a curated record. NCBI's taxonomy places the organism in Eukaryota, Metazoa, Mollusca, Gastropoda, Planorbidae.